UUUUAGAACUCAGUUUUUUUGUUUUGUGCUUAUGUAUUUUCCAGCAUGAGCUGCUGGGCUAGCCAGCUGCUUAAAAUAUUGUAUUAAUAGCUUGCUAAAUCACAAAGUAAGGUGUAUUGUAGCUAGAUGACACCACGUAGCCAUCGAUAGCAUGCAACAAAAGCCUUAAACCUGUGCCAGAACCGUGAAAUCUGAUGUUCCAAAAUGCCUCAUAAACUCCUCAAGUUACUCCUGGGAAGUUACCAGUGGCUGGCCAGUUACUGGCCCGUCCUUAUGCCGAGGGGAAUCCGCCUGUACACAUUUGAACAGAUCCCGUUAUUCAUGAAAGAAAACCCUUACAUUACAGAUGGAUACAGAGCCCGUUUACAAUCCAAACUUUGUUUAAAAAGCAUCUUUGUGCUGUCCAAUGAAACAGUCAACAUAUGGACUCAUCUGUUGGGCUUCCUCCUGUUCUUCCUACUGGGGGUGAAUGACAUGUCUACAGUCCUGCCGGCUUCAGGUGCCAACAGAGAAGACUAUGUCAUCUAUUGCAUAGCGCUCUUCUGCUUUCAGGUGUGUAUGCUGUGUUCUGCAGGGUAUCACAUGUUCUCCUGCCACCUCUCAGAGAAGACGUGUCACCGCUGGUUGGCGCUGGACUUCGUUGGAAUCUCUGUGGGAAUCCUGGGCUGUUACAUUCCAGGGGUCUUCUAUGCCUUCUACUGCAUCACUUUCUGGAGACAGGUGUACCUGGUGACUGCUCUAGCGUUGAUAUUGGCCGUGUUCUUAGCUCAGAUCCACCCUCACUACCACUCUAAGGAGUGGCGACACCAGCGUACUGCCCUCUUCUGCUCCGUGGCUGGCUACGGGAUCAUCCCCGCCGGCCACUGGGUCUGGCUCAAUGAAGGCCUCGGCUCAGCUGUCGUCCAGUUGUUCCUCCCUCGUGUGAUUGUGAUGUAUUUGAUAGCUGGAGCUGCGUUCCUCUUCUACAUCUCUAAAAUCCCAGAACGCUGCUUCCCAGGUCAACUGAACUAUCUGGGUGCCAGCCACCAGGUGUGGCAUGUCCUUGUGGUGUUUUUGCUCUACUGGUGGCACCAGACUGCAGUAUAUAUAAUGAAAUUCAGGCACAGCCAGCCCUGCCCUCCUUUCUACACCCAGCCUGGUCUCAUAGACUAGACGUAACAUAGUAAAAGUAAAUCCGGGACACUCAAAUUAGUAUGAUAUGUUACGUUUGGUAUGGGUGGUUGGUCGAGGUGGAUGGGUGGGUGAAUGUCUAGCUAUCCAAAAGGUUGUGUGUUCAAAUCUCGUCACUGACAACUUUAGCAACUUUUCAACUACUUACAACUUUUGAGCUACUUUAAAACUACUUAGCAUGUUAGCUAACCCUUCCCCUAACUCUUUUAGCCAGCCCUUCCCCUAACUUGAACCCUUUAACCCACAGGUGUCAAACUCAUUCCACGGGGGGCCGAGUGUCUGCGGGUUUUCGCUCCUCCCUUGUACUUGAUUGAUGAAUUAACAUCACUAAUUAGUUAGGAA
Molecule: messenger RNA, 1512 nt
Organism: Salvelinus namaycush (lake trout)
Lineage: Eukaryota; Metazoa; Chordata; Actinopteri; Salmoniformes; Salmonidae
Product: progestin and adipoQ receptor family member 3-like
Exons: 7
Coding region: 205-1152 (315 amino acids)
Cellular component (GO): membrane
Molecular function (GO): signaling receptor activity
Source: RefSeq, a predicted model, not a curated record